Molecule: messenger RNA, 585 nt
Organism: Nanorana parkeri
Lineage: Eukaryota; Metazoa; Chordata; Amphibia; Anura; Dicroglossidae
Product: astacin-like metalloendopeptidase
Exons: 5
Biological process (GO): proteolysis
Molecular function (GO): zinc ion binding; metalloendopeptidase activity
Source: RefSeq, a predicted model, not a curated record
CUCCCGCAGAAAUCAAUACAAUUACGAGUGCCGUUGAAGAGUAUGAGACAUUGACUUGCCUGAAGUUUGUGCCUCGUACCACAGAAAAGGAUUACCUCUACAUGGCACUAAACCAUGCCCUGGGCUUCUACCAUGAGCAGAUGAGGAGUGAUCGCGACAGUUAUGUUGACAUCAUGUUCCAGUAUAUCUCUCAAGCAUCCUGGGGUAAUUUUAAUAAAGCGGAUACUAAUAACCUAGGCCUUGAGUAUGACUAUGAUUCAGUGAUGCAUUAUGAUGGCUAUGCAUUCUCCAACACAUCAAACCAACCCUCAAUUGUCCCCAAGCCUGAUCCCACUGUGCCCAUUGGACAGAGAAAUGGACUGAGUACUUUGGAUGUCUCUAAAAUUAACCGACUUUAUCAAUGCAAGUAUAGCUGGUCCUGUAGGUACGACUCCCUAACAGUGUUUGUAGAUGGUGCCAAGAUGGGUCCAUACUGCAGUAAUAUCUACGAUUCAGAAUUCACCUCCCAUGGCAAUUCUAUGGUUCUCGUAUUCCACAGUGACUCUAGAAUGGAGACCAAGGGAUUCAUGGCCUCUUACACCUUCU